GAGAGAGAGAGAGAGAGAGAGAGAGAGAGAGACAGCUUGGAGAGAAGCGCUGAAGGAGCUCCGGCACUGACAAUUCCAUGGCGACGACGGAAAAGAAGGCUGAGAAGAAGGAAGGGACAAACCUUCUGGGCUCUCCGACAUUCAAGGAGCUCGAAAAUGGCCGCUUCAGGUGCGUGGAGACCGGCCACGAAGUUCUUCACAAGGACAAGGAUUCCUACUCCCUCAGCAAACGGUGUCGUUUGGGCCUCAUCGAUUUCGCCCUCUCCCACAACAAGCCCCCUCUCAACAUGUUCAAGCCAGACCCUUUGUCUCGUUCGAAGCUGGUAUGCAAGUUAACUGGAGAUACCAUUAACAAGUCCGAGGAACAUAUCUGGAAACAUAUUAAUGGGAAACGCUUCCUCAACAAACUAGAGGAAAAGGAAACACAAAAGCAAACGCCAAACGGGAUGGUAGAAGAAGAGGGUGAGGAGAUGGGGCAAAAAGUGAGUAAGCGUGGUAAGGAUGUUGUGAAGAAGGAGAAGAAGAAGAAGAAGAAGAAGAUGCAGGAAGAAAAGCCGGUUGAAGAGAUUAUCUCUGAAGUGAGGCAGUCUGCUGCUAAUGAGGAAAGUGAUUCGGAAGAGGCUGAUUUUUGGAUGCCUCCUGCGGGAGAGCGCUGGGACUUCGAUGAUGGUGGGGACAGAUGGGGUUCCGCUUCGGAGUCGGAUCGGGAAAGUGAUGAGGCUAAUGGAACUGAUGCUGCAGUUGAAAAUGGUGGUGAGGAGUCGGACGAGCUUUCAACACGAACCAAAAGAAUGUCUAUCAUAAUCGGACCAAGCAGCUUUGCCUCAAGAAAGAAGAAGAUUAAAAAGAAUACCGAGUCUUGACCCUUGCUGUUGAACUUGGCUUUGGUGCUUGGAGUUCUCAUCUAUAACCAACCUCUGUUACUAUGGCGUGUAAUGGUACUCAUUUAGUCCAUAGCUCGUUCAGUACCCAAAGAGUGAUACAAUUUUGGAUCAGGAACAGAAGAUUUUCUCGAUGUAGUAUUUUCCUAGUUUAGGCGUGCGUUUCUUAUGUACACUUAAGUGUGAAAUUAGUUCUUUCAUUUCAU
Molecule: messenger RNA, 1087 nt
Organism: Morus notabilis
Lineage: Eukaryota; Viridiplantae; Streptophyta; Magnoliopsida; Rosales; Moraceae
Exons: 5
Coding region: 78-863 (261 amino acids)
Source: RefSeq, a predicted model, not a curated record